GAUCGAUCGUUGUCGUGGUUGCACCAGAUUUGGAUUCAGAUUCUGGCCGUCGAUCUGGUAACGGAGCUUUAACAAAUGUGUUUUUCAGAUCGAUAACCACAUUCGUUUCAACUGUAUCACUGUGAAUUUGAUUGUGGAAGAUAAGUACAAGUUCGUCCAGGAAAAAUGCAAAGUAAGGGAUCGAAUUACCACCGGAAUGCUACCGCAGGAUUGGUUUUUCGAUCCCCUAUUUCAGCCUUGAUGCUCUGCACCAUCGCCGCUAUCGCCUCCUUCUAUGUCGCCGGCCGUUUAUGGCAGGAUGCAGAGAACAGGGUUUAUUUGAGUAAAGAACUUGACAGAAUUACAGGCCAGGGGAAAUCUGCUAUAUCGGUGGAUGAUACGUUAAAAAUAAUAGGAUGCAGGGAACAACAGAAGAAACUGACAGCUCUUGAGAUGGAACUGGCUGCAGCUCGUCAAGAAGGCUUUGUGUCAACGCACUUAUCAAAGACAAAAACUCCUCCCAAGAAGAGGCCAUUGGUGGUGAUUGGAGUCCUUACAGGAUUUGGCCGCAAGAACAAUAGAGAAGUGAUACGUAAGGCAUGGAUGACGACAGGUGAAGCUUUGAAAAAGAUGGAGGAGCAGAAGGGAGUUAUUGCUCGAUUUGUUAUUGGAAGAAGUGCUAAUCAUGGAGACAGUCUGGAUAGAGGCAUAGAUAUUGAAAAUAAGAACUACAAUGACUUCUUUAUCCUAGAAAGCCAUGUGGAAGCUCCCGAGGAACAACCAAAGAAGACCAAAUUGUUCUUUGCCCAUGCUGCAGAAAGAUGGGAAGCUGAAUACUAUGCCAAAGUCAAUGAUGAUGUUUAUGUAAAUAUUGAUGCCUUGGGAAGUGCACUUGCGGCUCAAUUAGAUAAUCCUCGUGUAUAUAUCGGGUGUAUGAAAUCAGGCGAAGUUUUCUCUGAACAGGGUCAGAAAUGGUACGAACCUGAUUGGUGGAAAUUUGGGGAUGGGAAAACGUAUUUCCGCCAUGCUUCUGGUGAAAUGUUUGUUAUAUCCAAGGCUCUGGCGAGAUUUGUGUCAAUAAACAGAUCUAUUCUUCGCACAUACGCUUUUGAUGAUGUCAGUACUGGAUCCUGGUUCAUCGGUCUUGAUGUUAAACAUAUUGAUGACAAAAAGUUUUGCUGUGCAUCUUGGUCCGCAGGAGGUAUCUGCGCAGGUGCAUAAGUUGAUGUAAUUAAAGAAGCCGAAAGAAUGUAACAACAGGGGAUGUGGGUCGGAGAUUGGUUGGACAUGUACACAAGUGAGAUGGUCGUAUGGCGGUUAGAGAAAGUUGAAUAGCAACGAUAAUUUUCGUGGUUUCGGUUUACGGCCAGCCAGGAGCAUAAGUUUAUGGGUUGAGGGAACCCAAUUUGGCUGAAAAAGCUUCAUUCUUUUCUCUUGAUACAUACAUACAUACAUAGAAGCUAGUUACAUAGUGCUUUACCAAAGUAUUCUUACAUUGCGAUUUUCCUUCUCUCCUUCACCCCUUUGUUUAAUGAAGAUGGUACCCAAUUAAUUAGUCGUGAAAUAUUUAAAAUCAAUUUCAAUC
Cynara cardunculus var. scolymus (artichoke) is the source of this 1564-nucleotide messenger RNA. Its product is annotated as hydroxyproline O-galactosyltransferase HPGT1. The transcript has 12 exons. NCBI's taxonomy places the organism in Eukaryota, Viridiplantae, Streptophyta, Magnoliopsida, Asterales, Asteraceae. The record is from RefSeq and is a predicted model, not a curated record. Bases 166 to 1200 code for a protein of 344 amino acids. Gene Ontology annotation, cellular component: Golgi membrane. Gene Ontology annotation, molecular function: hexosyltransferase activity.